Messenger RNA from Guillardia theta CCMP2712, 411 nucleotides. RefSeq lists its product as hypothetical. The annotation marks the transcript as partial. NCBI's taxonomy places the organism in Eukaryota, Cryptophyceae, Pyrenomonadales, Geminigeraceae. The record is from RefSeq and is a predicted model, not a curated record. The transcript has a single exon.
UGCAACGGGAACGGGCGGUGCGGAGGGCAGACGGGAGCAUGCGUGUGCUACGAGGGGUACACGGGAGCCAACUGCUCGGAGGGAGCAGGAGGGGAGGAGAUCUGCGGGGCGGACGUGUACGGGGAGGGAUGCACGGCGGUCUGCGACAUGGAGAGGGACUGCAACGGGAACGGGCGGUGCGGAGGGCAGACGGGAGCAUGCGUGUGCUACGAGGGGUACACGGGAGCCAACUGCUCGGAGGAAGCAGGAGGGGAGGAGAUCUGCGGGGCGGACGUGUACGGGGAGGGAUGCACGGCGGUCUGCGACAUGGAGAGGGACUGCAACGGGAACGGGCGGUGCGGAGGGCAGACGGGAGCAUGCGUGUGCUACGAGGGGUACACGGGAGCCAAUUGUUCGAUGCGGGAUGUUCCA